GAUGGACCAUGUAAAAUCAUAGACAAAUCGCAGAAAAAAAAAACAAAAAAUUGGCAGCUGUGACGUUUUACUUACUGACAUUGACAUUUGGCACGAAAAUUUAAUAAAGUUUUCGGUUUUUUCGAUCAACUCCCAAGUUUUAUCAAACUUUUAUAAAACUUGGGAUUGUAUGUUCUGGAUUCUGUACCUCUUACCCUGUACUCUGCAAUAAGCUCUUACGACGACCCGGCUAGUUACAUCGGAUACUAAUUAUGUCCAUGACGAAGGAGAACAGACCGCCUAAAAGGCAACGAUCAGAAAACUGGUUGGAGGAAGAUAAGUAUUUGCUGAAAGAGUUGGUGAAAGAAAGAGUAAAUGCAAUCGAAAAUAAAAAUACAGACACUAACACGAAUAAACGGAAGGUUGCGGCUUGGGCUGAUUUACAAACAACGUUUAAUUCAAUGUGCGCUGGUAUGAACCGCUCCAUUACCCAGUUAAAAUCGCAAUGGAGCCUCAUAAAAAUCAGUGCGAAGAAAGACAAGACCAUUGCUAGGCAGGCUCAAAUUAAAACUGGCGGUGGUCCACCAUUAUCAGUGCCUGACGAUAGGGCUGAUGAUAUAGCAUCUUGGUUGCCCAAUGAAUUUGUAGUCGAUGUUAACAGAUUUGACUCGGACUCAAAUAAAAGUGAAUUAAUUAACAUUCAAGAGGAGGAAUCAACUCAAAAUACGCAAGAUCAGGAAUUGAUAAAUAAUGAAGAAAUCCAAUAUGAAUUGGUGGUACUUGAUGAAGAAAUAGAAGAUACACAUGCUUGUACUACUAGAGGCAUAUUGGAAGAUAAAGAAAAUAAAAAAGUAGAGGCAAAAGAAAAUAAAGCAAAACCUAAUUUUAAAGCACCAGCAAUCAAAAAAAAAAGGAAACUGUUAAACAAAGAAGGCUUAAUUGAUUUAAGCAAAGUUAGGAUUUCCGAAAUUGCAGAAACAGAAUCAAAAUGCCGGAUUGAACUGCAUGAAGUUCAAAUGGAAAACGAACGGAAGAAAGGGAGAAACUUGGAUCUUGAGCAUCAAUUAUUACAGGAAAAACUUAAAUAUUACACUCACAUUAAUAAAGAAUAAUAAGUCUUUUGAUGUUAAAGUUUUUCAAGUACUAACAGAUUCUAAAUAAUAAGUUAGUUCCUCCCUUACUUCUGUUUGUUUUUAAUUUGUAUUUUAUGCAGUUCCAAUCCGCAUUUUGAUUGUGUUUCUGCAAUAUAUUUAGACGGCUAUGAAUAUGUUUACUAGUCAUAACUUAAUAAGAGUUUGAGAUUACUAUUAACUAGCUGUUGCCCACGACUCCGCCUGCGUAGACUACUAUUUCUGUAACCUACAGGAUCUGUGCAUUUUUCCAGGAUAAAAAGAAGCCUAUAUGUUAUUCGAGACUA
Molecule: messenger RNA, 1396 nt
Organism: Ostrinia nubilalis (European corn borer)
Lineage: Eukaryota; Metazoa; Arthropoda; Insecta; Lepidoptera; Crambidae
Exons: 3
Coding region: 252-1091 (279 amino acids)
Source: RefSeq, a predicted model, not a curated record